Molecule: messenger RNA, 2244 nt
Organism: Enterobius vermicularis (human pinworm)
Lineage: Eukaryota; Metazoa; Nematoda; Chromadorea; Rhabditida; Oxyuridae
Source: the annotation of a GenBank genome assembly
AUGUCAACGGGAAAGAGCCUUUUCUACUUCCAAAAAUUUGUGAUAAUGGAUAGGGUCAGUGUUGGCAUGCAUGUUGACAUCCGCCGAUCGGACGGCCGUGUUCACAAUGCUGUUAUCAGUGAAGUACGGAAGGAGUCGCAGUCUGUAACCGUUGAAUGGUUUGAAAAUGGGGAAACAAAAGGAAAAGAAGUUGAUCUUAAUACUCUUCUUGCUAUCAAUCCUACUCUUGCCACACAUCCGUCAACCUCUUUAUAUGGACUUAACAGUGAGGAAGUAACUGUCCCUAUAAAUAAGGUGCAGUUACGGCAGCCGUUUGUGAAUGGAUCGUGUGGUAAUAGACGUAGUAUGUACGUUACACAUCCGACGGAUACUACUUCAAUUUCAAGUGAUAAUGGAAACGGGUUAGUGUCUCGUGCUUCUCAUAUGAAUGGUUUGACGAGACAAACGCGGUCAAGUCAUUUGCUUGUUAAACCACAGCAGCAGAAGCAACGAUUUACUUUGGAUCCCCAUAUUGCGGAUCAGAAUGAAAUUGUCGAUGAAACACUUCGAGUUGAGCCUUCAAAACCUGCUGUACAGCCAGCUUCGAAAAGCACGACAGUACAGGAAAUCGAGCGGCUACAGAAAAAUAGAGAGGAAAGGCGAGCUCAACAGGAAGAAGCUAAGAAGCAAAAAGAGCAGAUGAAGAAUAUAGAUCCAGGCAAUCCUAACUGGCAGUUUCUUUCGAUGAUUCGUGAUUACCAAUCUCGAUUAGACUUCCGUCCACUAAAAAUUACUGAUCAGGUAGCUGAUAAAAAAAUAUGUGUUUGCGUCCGAAAACGACCCUUGAAUCGCGGGGAAAUUAAAAAGAGAGAAAUCGAGGUUAUCACCAUUCCAAAUCGUGACCAUGUUAUUGUUUUGCAACCACAAGUCAAAGUCGAUUUGACAAAAUACCUAGAAGACCAGAAAUUUCGAUUCGAUUAUGCUUUUGAUGAGAAUGCGAGUAACGAGAUGGUAUAUCGUUUUACAGCCCAACCGCUCGUCAAAACUGUAUUUGAAAAGGGUUUUGCCACCUGUUUUGCAUAUGGACAAACCGGUUCCGGAAAAACUCAUACUAUGGGUGGAACAUUUUCUGGGAAAGCACAGGAUUGCUCAAAGGGUAUCUAUGCGCUGACUGCAAGGGAUGUGUUCAAAAUGUUGAAUAAGGAGUAUCGGAAAGAACGGUUGGAUGUUUAUUGUAGCUUCUUUGAAAUAUAUGGUGGGAAAGUGUUUGACUUAUUAGACAAUAAAACGAUGUUACGAGUAUAUGAAGAUGGUAAAAAGGAAGUGCAGGUUGUCGGUUUGCAAGAGGUGCAAGUAUCUAGUGAAUGCGAUGUUCUUGAUUUAAUUAAAAAAGGAACUGACGUAAGAACUGCUGGAACGACUUCGGCAAAUUCAAAUUCGUCGAGAUCCCACGCUGUUUUCCAAAUAAUCCUACGUAAAAAGGCUGCUAAGGAUGCAGCAGGCCGUGUGUGGGGGAAGUUCUCUUUAAUUGAUUUGGCCGGCAAUGAACGUGGCGUAGAUACUAUAAGCUCAGACAAACAGACCAGGCUGGAAGGUGCGGAGAUCAACAAGUCUUUGUUGGCUUUGAAGGAAUGUAUUAGAGCGAUGGGAAGGAAUUCAGCUCAUGUCCCCUUUCGAGCUUCGAAGCUGACGCUUGUUUUACGAGAUAGUUUUAUUGGCUCGAAUGCGAGAACAUGCAUGAUCGCAAUGAUUAGCCCUGGGAUGGGGUCCUGUGAGCACACAUUGAACACUCUUCGUUAUGCGGACCGGUCGGUUUAUUUUAUUGCAUGGGUUUUGAAAUUUGCUAUUAAAUGUAUCAGUUGUGGUAUGGGGAAAACUGGAGCUCUGGUUGUGAAGGAAUUAGGGGCAGAAGACGGUUCUAAUCCUCCUAUGGAUGACGAUGAGUUAAUGUUGAGCAACGAUGAAGAUGAUUUCGAUGUUGUUCAAAGGAGAAAUGAUGUAAAUGACGGUGAUUAUAAGGUUCGCAGGACAACAGUGAACAGUAUUGUUAGAAAUGAAGAAUUUGUUGUGGAUGACUUUAGGUCGUUGGUUGAGGAUUAUGAUAAGUGGAAGGUUGAAGCAGCUUCACUUUUAAAGUAUACUUCUAUGAUAGGAUACGAUAUGGAUGCUUUUGUUGAUGGAGCAAUGGACCUUGUUGCUUCACAAAGGGAUAAAUUAGACAAUUUAUAUUGUAAGUUUGAGCAGCUGCGGCAAGAGCGACACUGA